AUGGAUUUACUAUCAGAAUUUGACUGUAUGAAGUAUUCAGCCUUGACCUCUCCACUAGAUCCCACAGUCAAACUAAGUGUAGAAGAGGGGCCUUUGUUGCCUGAUCCUUCACACUUCAGAAAACUAGUGGGAAAAUUGAAUUACCUGACUAACACAAGACAUGAUAUGUCCUAUAGUGUGCAAUGUUUGAGUCAGUAUAUGCAAAGUCCUAGGGAGCCACACUUGAAGGCUGCAUAUCAUGUGCUGAGAUAUCUCAAAGGUGAUCCCAAUCUAGGGAUCUUUUUAUCUAACAACAAAGAUUAUAGAGUUCGAGCCUUUUGUGAUUCAGAUUGGGCAGCUUGCCCUGACUCAAGAAAAUCAGUUAGUGGCUAUGUUGUAUUGCUGGGUGAUGGACCUAUUAGUUGGAAAUCAAAGAAGCAACACACUAUCUCAUUGUCCUCAGCAGAAGCAGAAUAUAGAGCUGCCAGACAAGUUGUGGGAGAAUGUCAAGCAGCACCGCAUAUAGCCAAAAAUCCUGUGUUCCAUGAGCGCACAAAGCAUAUAGAAGUGGACUGCCAUUUUGUUAGAGAUCAAGUACACGAGGGGCUCAUCACACUGCACCACAUUUCCACGAAUGAAUAG
Molecule: messenger RNA, 621 nt
Organism: Nicotiana attenuata
Lineage: Eukaryota; Viridiplantae; Streptophyta; Magnoliopsida; Solanales; Solanaceae
Exons: 2
Coding region: 1-621 (206 amino acids)
Source: RefSeq, a predicted model, not a curated record